Molecule: messenger RNA, 6182 nt
Organism: Pocillopora meandrina
Lineage: Eukaryota; Metazoa; Cnidaria; Anthozoa; Scleractinia; Pocilloporidae
Source: the annotation of a GenBank genome assembly
AUGACUGCAGGAGCUUUUGCAUGUUCAUUGGCUAAUUUUCAUUGUCAAGAAGCUGACAGACACAUAAAUUUAUAAUUUAUGCAAAGCAUCAAAAAUUCAUUUUAUCUCUUUACAAUGACUGCAGGAACUCUUGCACGUUCAUUGGCUAAUUUUCAUUGUCAAGAAGCGGACAGACACAUGAAUUUAUAAUUUAUGCGAAGCAUCAACAAGUGAGCGGACAAUUUGCUAAUUGGUUAUGGUAAAAACAGGUUGACAUCAGUUUCUCGUGCAUCUGUCCUGUUAUUGAUAUUGAAUUUUGUCUUAACAUUGUCAAAGUAGCUGUAGGUCCACGAGGCAAUAGCCAAGUGAAUCCGCAAAUUUUCAUGCAUCUGUCCUGUUAUUGACAGUGAAUCUCAUCAUAACAUUGUUAAAGUAGUCUGCAGAUCCACUCAGCUACUUUGAAAAUGUUAUUAUGAAAUACAUGAUUAAUAAGAAGACUGACGCAUGAAAAACUGACGUCAAUUUGUUAAUUGGAGAUACCAGCUAUUAGAUGAAACCCCCAUACAAGGAGGGAGAACCCUCUUUUGUUCAUUUCCUGACAGUUCUAAAAAUCAUUCUAGACCUAUUUUCAUUGUAUUUGCUCAUUCUCUACUUCCUCAUUACCUGAAGGAGUAGACUGUUCGAUUUUUUGAAGGCAAACGUAAGUGGAUUUAGAAAAAAAAAUUUUGUCGAGACUGAUCACGAGAAAAAAUUUGCAAAGAAAUAAAAGCUACUGCAUUGCAUUAAAAAAAUUCGAGCCUCAGUCACUGACGCAAAAAAAUUCUCGUACGUGAAACAACUCACCCACCCACCCAUACCCUCCCCCUUCAGAACUCAAAUGGUCUGUCCUUAGUACCCCUUUUUACCCCAUAAAGUUGUGAAGAUUCAUUGUUCUAAAUUUCACUUGGGACAUCUCCAUGUCGCAUGACAUUGCGAACAAUGAUUAUGCAAAAUUUCGCGCGGCGUAAGCCUCUAGAUAGCAGUCCUUGACCUUUGUUGCACUUUGGAUCAAAAAGCACCAAUCAAAACGCCUGAUUUUCAAACAGAACUAUGAACCCUGUUUCCUCGGUGGUAAGCUAUUUCCAUUUAAUUAACUUCAAAACCCCCGCCCUUUAGUACAAACUUCCAGGUAAGAUAGGAGAAUUUCUGACAGUGCACGUACGUGUUAGGGAUAUGCCGCCAAAGGUGAAAGCUGCCAAAAAGCAUUUGCAAGACCGGUCUGAGAGUGUCUCAGCUAGUCAGACGUCAACAAGUGAUAGUCUCAACAGUCUGCCCUCUAGUCCAUCAUGCAAAGUGAACCAGUUUGCAUCGCUGCCAAAAAACAACACUUCCAUGAUCGCCUAUGUGCGUCAAUUAUCCCCGCAAACAAAAAGAACACAAUGGACUACAGCACCCUGGCUUUGCAGGCUGAAGACAGCACAAAGGAAGCGCUUUGCUUCUCAAAGAACAAGUGACCAUUGCUAAAUGAGAGUCAAACUAGCCGCACAUCAAUUAAGUUGCAGAGGUUCACCUUCACUGAAGACCAAGCAAAACUUGUCAUAAAUGACAUGACCAAUACAAGCCAACCAAGAGGCAGCUCCUGUAAUUUCUGAUCCACUUUCAAAGUUAUUCAAUAUGUCUCUGAAUAGAGGAAAACUACCUCGUGACUGGAAGUGUGCCAACAUUACCCCAGUUUACAAAAAUGGUGGUAAAGAAUAUGUUUCUAACUAUCGUCCGAUUUCUCUAACAUCGCUUGUAGUUAAGACCCUAGAGAAGCUAGUCACAAGACAUACUAUGGCUCAUCUAGAAGAUCAUGGCUUGUUAAGCCCUCAUCAAUAUGGCUUUCGAGCUGGUUUUUCCUGCACAUCCCAACUUAUUCGCCUAUUUCACUCCCGGGCAUCAGCCUUAGAUAAAAACAAAACAUCAGAUAUCGUCUUCCUGGACUUUGAGAAAGCAUUUGACUCAGUCCCACACAAACAUCUCAUCUCUAAGCUUGGCCGAGUGAGUGGCAAACACUAUUUUUGGAGAUACCACAGGAACAAUAACUGUCAACCUGUGGGCAGAAUUCAUUCAAGCAGUCCAGCUAGGAAAAGUGUACCAAAUCGCUCCUCUGCAAGUCAAAACCUGGAAUGGAGUAAAGAAGUUGAGCUUAACCCCAGCUUCUCUUUUCACAGAAGUUUCUCACCAAGUUCAGGUGAACAAAAUCCCCUUCACACAUGGGAUGCCUGAUGGUGAUGAGAGUACAACUACAGUUUUGUCUGGUGUUUCCAUCAACAGUGUACACUCCAUCGAAACUUAUUUCCAUUGUAUAAAAUGUGGUCGACGCAUAGCCCGUGCGACAGGUGCAAAAUUCAUGCAAUGCCAAAGGUGUGGAGCACACAUGAAGAGGGAAAAGUGUCGAAGGCAACUUUGUGCAAGAAUAGUUGUUCAGUCUGGAGACGAACAAGUUCAGCUAACUGCCUUUGAAGAUGUCCUGAAGCAAGUGUUCCCUGAUGUUGAAGCAACUUCCGAAACUGGCUUGGCCAAAAUGAUCCUCGACAUUGAUUCCAUAGGUAUUACUUAUAACAGCCUCUUGAGAAUCAUUCAGAACUUAAGAAAAUGACUUAACCAGUCUUUUUGCUACAUGCUAAGAUACAAAUUUUAGCCAAUGAGUGAAAAUAGGACUUAUUGUUGCCAUUUGAAAAUCAGACACUGUUUUUGUCUGGAAAUUCAAUAUGAUGGCCUCUUCAAAUGAAAUUAUUCUUUCAUGAAUACAUAGCUAAACCGAUAGAAGUCACAAAUGUCUAACGCCUAACCUGAAACUGCGGUUUGUUGUUAACUUGAAAAUCUUGAUGCCAAAUGUCUAUUGCAACUGACUCUGAACUUUGGGGUAGUAAUCCACUGAAUCUCAGUAACAAAGUGGGUUUGCUUUUAUUAAAAUACGAAUAGGAGCCUAGUAGUUAAACUGAAAUGUGAUUAGUAUUAUGUUUUCUAAGUAAUGCUCAGAGUUAUUCAGACCUUAACAUUUCAUGACUUCCAACUUGGCUUCUAGAUUCUCUUUACAAUAGUUCAGAUGAGCAUUGAUAUUUAUACUUGGCAGCAAUACAUGUGGCUUUAAUUUGGUAGACUACAACUCCUUUGAAGGUACUUGUUGGGUUAUGGUUAAUUAAUUACAAUACUUACAUAUAUGAAAAUUACACUCUUAUGAUUGGCUAAAAACAGCUAAGUGCCCCCUUUAUGUAUCACUAGUGCAAAAGUAAUAACUCAAGUACAAAUUUAAACUAGACCCAGCAACGAUAGAUCACACUAGAAACCAAUCAGACUCACAAGAAGGAGGUUGUGCAGAUUGAUACACACAGCAGCUGACCAAAAUAAACAAAAGCUUGGAUAUCUUUAUAUCUAUUGAUAAACACUAAAUCAUUGCUUUCAAGAGUAAGAAUUCACCUGAAGAACAAAUUUUGAUGGCAAUACUGUCAAGUUUAUAUGAUUUUAGUUUGUUGAUUUCCUGUGAAUACGUAUCUCGCAUUUGUACACUACAAAUAAGUUAUAACAUGAUUUCUCAUGUGAUAAGCACUUGUGAAAUACCAAAAUGCACUUAAAUUAAAUUAGCUUAGACUUUGUUGAGUUUUAAUGAAUGCCGUUUAAUGGAACUGACAUUUGUUACCUUAACAAGUGCUUUAACACAAAGUGAUAAAUGAAGUUCAGUUGCUUACCGUGUUUGUUUUAGACCUUUUUGUAGGCCAGAUUAUCAUUUUGCAUGAUGAUAUCAAGUUCACCUUUUCAUUUCAUGUCUCCACAUAGCUUGAAUUUGGUAUACACACUAGCAUGAAAUUACAAUUUCAAUAAUGAGAGAACUUGAAAGAUUCUGGUACUUUACAUCAUAUGAUAUCAUCAUGCACUUGCCUGUAGAUUGAACUCUGUUGUAUUUAAUGUCUCUGAUUAAGUUAUGUUCCUGAAAUCUGUUGCGCCGACACUCCAUCUCCAUUGAACUUUCUGUUCAAAAUCCCCAGGUGAAAUUGUAAGUCUUAUUGGGUUAAACAUUACUAACAACGUUAAUGUAAAGUUACUUCAGAGUACUACUCAACAUAUGAUUCAUUAAAAUAUUGCUUGUGUUCAGAUCUUGUUAUGCACCUAACAUUUUUUCCCAGCUAGAUUCUUCCAUUUGCAACCCCAUAUCCGCCUACCUCAACUAAAUUUUUUCUUUUUUGUUGAAAAUACCGUCCCACCAGCCCAAAUGCAACAUUCAUAGUAAACGUUUUUCUCUCAAGCAAUAGAAACUAGAACUUUGUGCCCUAAUGGCCAAUAAAAACCUAUGCUCAGCAUUGUGUUAUUUUACAUGUAUGUAAUGUCCAAAAUUAGUCAUCAUUCAAACCUAAUCAAGCUCCCAAUGGCUUCUAGUGUACUUACAUCAUUUCCUGAAUCUCCCGGCCCUUUUGCAAAGUUUUGUCCUUGUGAACUGGUAAGUAAAAUGCUCUUCAUAUAUUCAUAUGAAAUGCUUCCCUAUAGUUCAUAUCACAUCGCUUGCCUUGGAAAAGACAAUCAGCCUUCAAACCUCAGAACUCAAUUCCACUUCGUUAGGUGAACGAAAUCAUGAUUGAAUCUAUCAGGCCACUAAGAGAGAUGAUGCUGAUGUUUUUUAGAUCCUAAAAUCCUCGGGUUACAUGUGCAACCUUUAUUGUCAAAAUAAGACCUCCAUAACAAAGUUUGCCUAAUAACCCUCAUCUGGAAAGAAAACAUUUCAGGACAAUUGUAUGCUAGUUAUCUUGUUUAUUGAUGAGCAGGAACAAUAUUCAAAACUAUCUGACUGUAAUUAGAUAUUACCUUCUCUAAUAGAAACACAAUAAGACACCACACUCUAAAAAGCAGCUCAAUUUCGUAAGCCACACAUGUACGCAUUGCGGACCUAUUUUUAUUCCAUCCUAUCUCAUCACGACAGAAGGAUUGAAUUUAACAAUUGCAGUCAAGAUGAAAAAUAUGUUUUGGGGACAGAUCAUGAACAAGUUUUCCCGUUUUUGAACAAAUUCAUGGUUUCGGAUCUUUUAACUGAUAAUAUUUUGCAACAGCAUGUAUAACAGCAAAGACUGUAUACUAUAAUUUUCAUUAUUGUAUUAUCAGGGAAGAACUGAAGAACAUUUUAGAGACCAGAGCAAUCAAUAGAGCACUAAUUUUUGAGCACCCUGAACAUAAGUUCAAUGUACUACAAAGAUAAUGGCAACUCAGCUCUAAGCAUUUGCAAACAAGACAACACAAAACAGUUUCUCUCGCAAGAGAAGACUGGUAUUUAAUUCACUGUGAUUCAUUUGUGUUUGAUAUGAAAACCCAGUAAAAGGGUAAAAGAAUGGGUAAAAAUUUUUCACCCUGAGCUUUCAUUGGUGUUUCAUAUAAAAUUAUCAAAGCUGCAAGUGUGGAACUUGUCAACCAAUGCCAACAACAUGUGAAAGUGCUUGUAGUACCAAUAUCGGGCAAAUGUGGCAAAAAGUGGAGGAAAGGCCUGAAACCAACAUGAGUUGUAUCACUGAACACCCAAUUCAGAUCGUAAUUAUGUAUGUCUUACAGCACUAGCAGUUGUGCCUGUUCUUCUGUCAUUUAUGUAAUGAUUUCCUUCAUUACCCAAGCAUUUUCAUCGAUAAACAGGUUAUUACAAGUACGUGUAGAUUUGCGAGUAUGCCUGCAUAACUAUCGAACCUGUUUGUGUUUCCUUUGAUUGGAAAUACCAAAAGAUAGUUCUAUUUUGUCACCACUGCUGCAGGGUUCGCAUGGGAUUGGACACACCUAUGCUAUGUAGUGGUAUAAGAGCGGACGUGUGAGCAAUAUGUGCAACUCGGUCCAUCAAAUAUCUGCUGAGAUAAACAUACUAAGGAGUUUUAUGUUGAACAUCGAUGGCUAUGAAACAACUUAAACAAGAAAACGAAGCCUAAAAGAAGCAAGUUGAAGAGAUUACAAAAGAGUUCUCUACUUUGAGAGAAGGAAUCAAGAUGGCCGAUAGUGAGUUAACACAUUAAAAGUCUCAAAGAUCAUCUGAAAAAACCAUUCAAGCAGACUCAAAAGAUCUGCAAUUUUACAGCAAUAGUAAUGAUGAGCUGCGUAAGUUUGACAAGGAUGCAUCUGACAAACCGAACAUAAUUGAAAAGUUGCUAACUAUCGAAGGUAGAGUGGAUGAAUUAGCCAUUGAAACUGAUGGGUCAGAAGCUUACAGCUAUCAGUAG